AUGGUCGUAACUAGAUCAAAGCGAACAAGAAAAGAAGUUCUGUAUAAGGAUGUUAGUGACGCAGAGGAUGGUUCAACCUCACCAUCAACUGAAACCAAUAGAGUAGAACAAGUUGCAGCAACACCAACAGCAACAACAACAACAACACCAGCAAAAACAAAGACUAAAACAAAAACCAAUACCAAUAACAAAAAUAAACGUCGUAAAGUACAGCCUUCAACAUUAGAAGAAGAUUUUGAAGAGAAUCCAUUAUUUUUAGCAUGUUCAAAUGAAGAAGUUAAUAUAUAUGAUUUAGCACAAGAAUGGAUUGAAUCAUAUGAAGAAGAAACUUUACCAAAUUUAAAAAAUUUUACAAAUUUAAUGAAUUUAAUAUUAAGAAGUUGUGGAUCUUUACAUUUAUUUCAACCUCAUGAUCUUUUAAAUUUAGAUAGUUCGGAACAAACAAUUGAAGAAAUUACAAUGAUUUUUAGUAAUCAAUCAACUCAUAAAUUUGCUUUUAAAUUAGUUCCAAUUUUUAAAAAAAAUGUUAUUGAAUUAUUUAAAAAAAUUAUUGAAAUUUCUCAUGAAAGAGGUAUAUUAUAUGGUACUGAUGAAUUAAUGAAUUAUUUAAUUACAUGGAUUACAAAUUUAACUAAAUCAAGUAUUAGAUCAUUACGUUAUACAUCAACAGAAAUUGCAUUAGUCAUAUUAUUACAAUUUAGUACAAUUUCACAAUCAAUUGAUAAAAAUUUAGAAAGAUCUAAACAACAUUUGAUUAAAAAUAAACAAAAAUCAAGAGCUAAAACUAUUCAAAAUACUAUUGAUAAUUUUGAAGAUCAUAUACAAAAACUUGAUGAAUAUUUUGAUGAUUUAAGUGAAGUUAUUGGAAGUAGAUAUAAAGAUGUUGAUCCAUCUAUUAGAUCUAUUGUUGUUAAAAAUUUAAUUGAAGCAAUGAUUGAAUAUCCAUCAUAUUUUUGUCAAAGUGGUUAUUUAAAAUAUUGUGGAUGGUUAUUAAGUGAUACUAAUAAUAAUGUAAGAAAAGAAAUUACCAAGAAUUUAGCUAAACUAUUUAGAUCAAGUCAUUCAAAAGAAGAAUCAGUUCAAAAUCUUACACCUUUCACUCAGAAAUUUAAAUUAUUAUUAAUUAAUAUGUCUCAAAUCGAUAAUGAUGCACAAGUUAGAUUAAAUUGUUAUACUAUAUUAAUUGAUACGAUGAAAUUAAAUUUAUUAGAUGAUGAAAAUAAAAUUCAAAUAGUUACUGGUUUCCCAUUUGAAUCAAAAUCAUCUAAAGAAAUUACUGAAGCUAUUAAAUUUUUAAAAUUAUAUAUUGAUCAAGAAAAUGAUUCAGUUUUGGAAAAUUCUAUUGUAUUAGAUUCAAAUCAAUUUAAAUUAGAUGAAAUUGAAUUAAAAGAAUUAAUAAAAAUUAAAACAUUAAUAUCUGUAUUAAAACCAAUUAGUGAUAAAGAUUUGAAUAUAAUUUUUAAAGAAAUGAAUGAUGUAACUGAUGUUAAAUAUAUGGUUAAAUAUUUAUUAGCUGAUAUUGAUACUAUUACAGCUACAACAAAUGAAGAAGACGAAGAAGUAUCAAAUGAAGAUAUCGAAACUGCAAAAAAAUUAAUUGAAUUAACAGAAAAUGAAAAAUUAUUAAUUUUAAAAUUAAUAAAUUCAACAUUUCAACAAAAUCCAACAUUUAUAAUAAAUAAUUUACCAAAUUUACAAAAAUUUAUUUCAAAAUCAAAAGAAAGAUCAAGAGUUUUCAUUGAAUUAUAUCCUUUAAUAACAUCAUGUUUUAAAUCUUUUUCAACUGAACAUAUUGAUAAAUAUAUUGAAAUUUUAAAUAAAGAUAUUGAAGAUUUAAUUCAAUUGGAAGAAAAUACAGAUUUAGAUAAUGAUGAAAAGGAAAAAGAUUAUUUAAAAUUAAUUUCAAAUUAUCUUGAUUUUAAAAUUAUUGCUUCUGUAUUUGUUUCAUAUAUGAAUAUACCUUUCUUGAUUCAAAGGCAAUUAUUAAAAUUGUUUAUAAUUAAGGAAAAACAAUUAGCUAAAUAUUUAAAAAUAAAAUUGAAUUCUGGGGUUGAUAUAGUUGGAGUUGAUAGAGCUGAUGAGGAUGAAGAAGAAGAAGAAGAAAACCAAGAAGAAACUAAUACAAGUAACAUUGAUCAAGAUAAUGAUGAUGAUAAUGAAGAAAUUGUCGAAGAUGAAGAAAACCAAUCUCAAGAUACAGGUGAAAACAUCAAUGAAUCAAAUAAAGAUAAUAAUCCUCUAGAAAUUGAAACAAAACAAAAGAUGUGGGAAUUAGAAAAACAAUUAGCUUUAUAUUAUAUGAAAUUAAUUGAAUCAAAAAAUUUAUUGGAUGAAGAAAUAAUUGAAAGAUUAAAUAGAAAUAUUGAAUUAUUUGAUACUUUAAAAUUAAUUAAAAACAAAAUAGGUCAAUAG
Molecule: messenger RNA, 2412 nt
Organism: Lodderomyces pseudojiufengensis
Lineage: Eukaryota; Fungi; Ascomycota; Pichiomycetes; Serinales; Debaryomycetaceae
Gene: IRR1
Product: Irr1p
Exons: 1
Coding region: 1-2412 (803 amino acids)
Biological process (GO): sister chromatid cohesion
Cellular component (GO): chromatin; cohesin complex; nucleus
Molecular function (GO): chromatin binding
Source: RefSeq, a predicted model, not a curated record